GUAUAUAUACAUAUAUGGGGUCUUAUUAUUAUAGCCACUUCACUUUCAUCAAUCAAUCUUUUUUUUUAUUCCCAUAAUUUAAAAAAUAUCGCUCACUCUCAUGGAUAAGUAUAGGCAAAAGCAUCCCAAGAUUCAAGAUUCUAAUUGUUUCUUUGAAGAAGUGAGCAGUGUCGAAUGGGAGUUGAUCGAAAUGACUGCGCAAGAAGAAGACAUCAUUAUACGAAUGCACAAACUUGUCGGAGACAAGUGGGCAUUGAUAGCUGGAAGAGUUCCAGGGAGAAAAGCAGAGGAGAUUGAGAGAUUUUGGUUGAUGAGAAACAAUAAUGGAUAUUUUAAUCAUCACAAAACAACACAUUUACAGAAAUGUUGACACAAUUAAUUAACUUCUCUCUCUCUCUCUCUAGAUCUCUCACUCUCUCAUGUUAGAGAAGUAGUUUGUGCAUCUGUUUUGUUGUUGGAAUUGUCGGUUGUUUGUUAUGAAUGUUGAUGCUUAAUGCAAGAGUAUGUUGUAGUUGAGGAUUUUAGGUAAUAAUAAUAUGACUGUCAAACUUUCUAAGAAGGUGUUUCUUACUAUUUUUAUCAAUUUCGUCGAGACUAGGGUGUUUACUU
Messenger RNA from Erythranthe guttata (spotted monkey flower), 609 nucleotides. RefSeq names its product CAPRICE-like MYB3. Gene Ontology annotation, cellular component: nucleus. Gene Ontology annotation, biological process: regulation of DNA-templated transcription; cell differentiation. The record is from RefSeq and is a predicted model, not a curated record. NCBI's taxonomy places the organism in Eukaryota, Viridiplantae, Streptophyta, Magnoliopsida, Lamiales, Phrymaceae. Gene Ontology annotation, molecular function: transcription cis-regulatory region binding.